UUAAUAGCCCAUCAUGCGUAGCGGUCAUUACAGUGUGCGGCUUUUUAUUCUCAAGUUGUGUUCGAAGACGACAAAAUGUCUGAAGAAAAUAAGGAAGUUAAACCGGAGUCUGAACACAUUAAUUUAAAAGUUAUGGGGCAGGAUAAUACAGAAGUCCAUUUUAAAAUUAAGAAAUCCACUCAGCUUAAAAAACUCAAACAGGCCUAUUGUGACAGACAAGGAGUACCAUUAACUUCUGUCAGAUUUUUGUUUGAUGGACAGAGGAUAAAUGAUGACCAAACACCCAAACAACUUGAGAUGGAAGAUGAUGAUGUGAUUGAAGUAUAUCAAGAGCAAACUGGAGGAUCAUGACUUCAUUAUCACCCACCCCUCCCAGCCAAACACUGACCAAUUAAUACUCAUUGCCUAAGAGCUGACUGUCCCUGUGGUUCCCACAUGCUUGUAUAAUUUUAUAUGUAUGAUGGACUUAAAUGUGGAACCAUUUUAUACCCUACAUCUAACGGCCAAGUUUAGUUCUAGUUAUUUUUACUUUGCUGUAUUCAUAUUAGACAACUAGAUAUUGUAUGUGUUCUUAACAAGUAAUCUGUCAUGUUAAUACUAUGUAAUUAAUGUCAAGAGUAGCAUUAAAUUUGAGUAAA
Actinia tenebrosa (Australian red waratah sea anemone) is the source of this 638-nucleotide messenger RNA. RefSeq names its product small ubiquitin-related modifier 1. The record is from RefSeq and is a predicted model, not a curated record. Lineage: Eukaryota; Metazoa; Cnidaria; Anthozoa; Actiniaria; Actiniidae. Gene Ontology annotation, molecular function: protein binding.